GUGUGACCGAGCUCAGCUGAGCAUUGGAGGCUCAGAGGAUGGACCAAGAAGAAGCGCCUGCCCAGCCGGGGUCCGCGCGCGCGGACGCGGUCACGCUCCGGCCGUUCGACCUCGCCGACGUCGACGCCAUGAUGGCGUGGGCGUCGGACCCCGUGGUCACGGCGUUCAUGACGUGGGACGCCUACACGUCCCGGGACGCCCUGCUCGCCUUCAUGCGCGACGCCGUGCUGCCGCACCCCUGGUUCCGCGCCGUCUGCCUCGGCGGCGGCGAGCCCGUGGGCGCGGUGUCCGUGACGCCGACGGACGACCGGUGCCGCGCCGAGCUCUGCGUCGUGCUGGCGCGCGCGCACUGGGGGAAGGGUGUGGCCACGGCGGCCCUGAAGCGCGCGGUCGCCACGGUGUUCGGCGACCUCGACGGCGUGGAGCGCGUCGAGGCGCUCGUGGACGCCGACAACGCGGCCUCGCAGCGGGCGCUCGAGAAGGCCGGGUUCCAGCGGGAGGCCGUGCUGCGGAGCUACUGCGUGGUCAAGGGAAGGCUCAGGGACAUGGUGAUCUACAGCUUCAUCUCCACUGACCCUCUCGUAGACUGAUCCAGAAAAGGUUAGCUGCUCAUGUACCUAGAGAUUUCACAACAUGGUUGGAUUGGAUGACCCAAAGUCUUGCAAAAGAAACUAUAUGGCAUUGCAGCUUGCAAACCAACAAGCAUCUCAUCUAGGAAUUACAGAUUUAUUACUUCUGUUUGUUCCC
This is a messenger RNA of Panicum virgatum (switchgrass), 747 nucleotides long. RefSeq lists its product as uncharacterized. Lineage: Eukaryota; Viridiplantae; Streptophyta; Magnoliopsida; Poales; Poaceae. The record is from RefSeq and is a predicted model, not a curated record. Gene Ontology annotation, molecular function: acyltransferase activity, transferring groups other than amino-acyl groups. The transcript has a single exon. The coding region runs from base 39 to 590 and encodes 183 amino acids.